AUAGUCAGUGCUGCUGUUGCUGCGUUGAGCUUAUGGUUGAGCUAGUGUGGCUAGCUAACAGAGGGCGUAACGUUACUACACAUCCAGCAGCUAUGGUUUAUCAGAGGCACCCAACCAACAAAAGACAGGCCGCGAAUAUAAAUAAGACCAUUCGCGUUUGAGCAGCAAGGAGCUCAUUAAUUUCUUGUUAACCGAGAGUCCGUUUGUGACAAGACACUGGAAUAAGAAGACACUGAACAGGCCUUAUAAGGAUGCCGGUUUGACCACAUACUUUUGAAAUUGUUUAUUGGAGGAUAACGUGAACAUCAAAUAUCUGUCGCUGCAGCGCCUUGGGCACCAAGAGGAAUAUUUAGGUCAGCCAGACAUCAAUAAUCAUGACCCCCCACGAUUCAGACGUGAGCACCAUCUCUCCAGAGCUGCCAGCAAUGUUCGACGGCAUGAAGCUGGCGGCGGUGGCCACGGUCCUCUACAUCAUCGUCCGCUGCUUGAACCUCAAGAGCCCCACUGCUCCCCCGGACCUCACCUACCAGGACACACCCCUCAACCGCUUCCUUCUCAAGUCCUGUCCUCAGCUGACCAAAGAGUACAUUCCUCCCUUACUGUGGGGUAAAAGCGGCCACCUCCAGACGGCACUGUAUGGUAAACUUGGCCGGGUGAACUCACCUCACCCCAGUGGAGUCAGGAAGUACUUACCCAUGCAGGACGGGGCCACUGCGACCUUUGACCUCUUUGAGCCACAGGGGGACCAUCGAACAGGAGAUGACAUCACCAUGGUGAUAUGCCCUGGUAUUGGUAACCAUAGUGAGAAGCAUUACAUCCGAACCUUUGUGGAUUACGCCCAGAAGGACGGUUACCGCUGUGCUGUGCUGAACCACCUGGGAGCUCUUCCCAACAUCGAGCUUACCUCUCCACGCAUGUUUACCUACGGGUGCACGUGGGAGUUUGCCGCCAUGGUCGGCUACAUUAAGCGGACGUAUCCUCAGACCCAACUGAUGGUGGUGGGCUUCAGUCUAGGUGGAAACAUCGUAUGCAAGUUCCUGGGCGAGAACAGCAUGAACCAGGAGCGAGUGCUGUGUUGUGUCAGCGUCUGUCAGGGGUACAGCGCUCUCAGGGCACAGGAAACAUUCCUACAGUGGGACCAGUUCAGACGCUUCUAUAACUUUCUCAUGGCUGACAACAUGAAGAAAAUCAUCCUCUCACACAGGCACAGUCUGUUUGGGGGAAACCCAGUUAAAACGAUAGAUCUAGAUCUUGGUCCGCUGUACACAGCGACAUCUCUCAUGCAGAUCGACGACAACAUCAUGAGAAAAUUCCACGGCCACAGCUCUCUCAAAGAGUACUAUGAGAAGGAGAGCUGUGUACAUUAUAUUCACAAUGUAAACGUGCCACUGUUACUAGUGAACUCUGCAGAUGACCCUCUGGUUCAUGAAUCACUGCUCACCAUCCCUCGCACACUAGCAGCAAAGAAGCCGAAUGUGAUCUUUUCCCUGACGCUACACGGAGGCCACUUGGGCUUCUUCGAGGGCGCGGUGCUAUUCCCCCAGCCCCUCACCUGGAUGGACAAAGUGAUCGUGGGCUACGCCAACGCCAUGUGCCAGUGGGAGAAACAGAAACCGCCGUGCCAAAGUGGCCACCUGAGUGAAAGCUCCUGCGCAGAGGAAAAAGCGUAAACCUCUGACCCUUGUAUCUCUCGCACACACUCUCUCUCCCUACCUUCUCACCCUCUCCAAUACCUAUGCCCCAGCACUGAGGAGACACCUAAACUAAACCUUAAACUGCUCUCUCUUCUCUGCCUUCUCCUCUGGUGCUACUCACCGCUCCCGACCCACAUCCCGGUCAAACAUGUCUCCCCUUUGUGAUCACAAUCACCUUACAUUACGUAAAGGGACAAAAACAACUGCCUUUGUGCUCUUUUUCCGUUGCGAAGACUUUGAAUUCAGAGCAGGAACAUUUUGUUUCUCUUCAUGUACUCAACAAUGAUCCUUGGCUAAUGGAGGCGUUGACUAAAUAUGAGGAGAGAUGAAGUUAAACUGGCAUUAAAAAGUAAAAUGACAGCACCACUUUAGAGUAGUCCAGUGAAAAACAAGAGCACACGAGAAGCCUCCUAUUACAGUAAUCAAGGACUGUGCUGCAGUCGGUGCCCAUUUACCGCACCUGUAAGAAGCUCACUGCUUAUCACCGCCAAGGCCAUAUAGCCUAGUCUGCUGUCUUAACCAACACAGCAUCUUUGUAGUAUGUAUGUAUGUAUGUAUGUAUGUAUGUAACUCACAGAUGUGGUGUGUAUGUCUGUGUGUGCCUGUGUAGACCGAGAGUUAAAGACCUGUGACGGAGCAUGUGGUCUUUGUGUUUGGUAGGUGUGAUCCAAAUUCUCUGUUCGUGGUCUAUCGACCCUUCUAAUGUCUGUUCUUUUGGGUGAACUGUUGCUCUCGCGUUGUUGGUAGAAAAUGUACAGUAGAAAAUGUAAGUAUAAUGGUGGGAUUCAACACAUCAUUUCCAGCUCAUAACAUCCUCUUGACCCUUGCGUUUGGCACUGGAAAUUGAAGUGUUCAGUGCUUACCAGACAUGACCAGGGAUUAACCCCAGAGGGGAUCCGUGCACAUUCCCACGGUCGCAUUUUAUCACUUUGAUUCAAUGCACUUUAUGACACAAUUUUGUUUUUCUUAAUUUUUUUUUCCACCCUCAUUAGUCAAAGCGCACUUAUGGAGAUUAUUGAUGGUUUAGCUCCUCGUGAACGAGAGGAAGAACUGAAAGGAGCGUCGAUGAUGAUAACGAAAAGUUAGAUGACUCAUAUGUUCCAUGUGUUGUCUGUUGUCUUUGAGCCCUCUUACUUUUUCUUCUGCCUUUGAACAGCUGCAGGUCCAGCCAAGGCUGAUAUCCUUCUCUUACUACACAGACGCUAGCACUCCACCCUCUAAACACUUGAUUUGGUUCAAACAUCUUGGUACACUUUUGCGUUUUCUGGCAGAUGAUUCUGUAGUGUCCUCUAAUUUGCCUAGGGAAAGUUCAGCAGUGUGAAGCAGAUAUUCUCCUGUAAUCUAAGCUGUGAGGUGUGAUGAGUAAGGAGGGCUGAGGGAUACCGAUGCUAAACCAAAAAAAGUGGAUCGUUUGUGGAUACUUUGAGUAAUCAUACUGAGUGAUUGUUAUACUGUAUAAUUAGAUGGAGAACACUGCAUGCAAGAAAUAAGAGAUAUUUUAAUUCAAGGGAAUAUUUCUGUUGCAAAUACUGCAUUGAAAGCUUAUUUUCUUGACUGAGCUGAGCGUUAAAGCUGUUUGAAAUCUAUCUGAAAUGUGUCUUGAUGAAGUUAUACUGCAAUAAUGGGACCUGUGGACUUUUCAAAACCUGAAUCUAAUUGAGAACUUGUUGCACACCUUGUAAGGGCUUAGGAAGCUUCUUCCAAGGCAAAGUUCAGCCAAGUAAUCUUAACACUGUGAUGAGACCGAUGGAUGGUUUUAGAUGACAAAGGGGUACGCAGUGAUUGAACAGCACAUGUUGUUUAGGCUGUUUAUGUGUUUUAAAGAUCUGGGUUUGAUAGUAUUUGCAAGUAGUAUCAUUCGUUGCAGGACGUUUGGCAUGUCAGGACCAUUUAUAUUUAUCUUUGUGUCUGUUAGUCGCAACGUUAUGACAAAUAAUUAUCCUGAGCAUUAAAGUUCAUUCUGGACCUGGGAAAUAUGGGUUAUAUGGUAGCCAGUCACCAACCACCACUAAUUAUAUCGGCCGUUUUUUGGCUCAAGGACAAUUUCACGACCACAGUUUAUGUAGAUUUGUUGGUUUUUGAGAUGCAAUUGGCUUAAAUUGAACCUCCUUUUUUUAUUGGAGAUUUUUUAGUGCAAAUACUAUGAAAUCUAGGUAUCUCGCCAAUGCUGGCUUGGCUAAUAGGGAUUCACCGAUCCAACUUUAUCCCUCUCAACUCAGGGUAUCUGCCAAUACCAUGCACCGAUCCGAGACCAGUGCUCUUUUCCCACAUUCCAAAUCUGUACACCUCACUGAGUGGAACUCGAUCAUUUGUAUGUACUGUGGAGAGCAGGGAUUGCCAUGGCAGUAGGCCAGCAACCCGCCAUGACUGAAUUACUUAAACUCAAAGACAGAAAAAGGGACAUUGACAAUGUUCAAAAUGUGUUUAUUAUUAGGAUAAACCCCUUGAGAUGUAUCAUCUUGUUUUCGAGGGGGUCCCAAGACCCAUGAAACUGUAUUUAACAUGGAUCAGUGACAUCAUGGAAGAUCGGGUCGGUGAAUCCCCAAAUGCGCCUUCUUUUUUUGCCUCAAAAUACUGUCAUCCGUCAUUGUUGAAAACACAAAUCACUGUUCACUGCUGCCAUCUGUCGUCAGGGAGACCAAACUACAACUGCAUCCUCUUAAUUAUCUGCGCUGAGAUUAUAUUCAUGGUUCACUCUGUCCACAGCUCUCAUUUCAACCAAAUCAGCUGUGGUUUAGUUUAUUCUGGGUCGUAAAACAAAAUUCUGCUGAAUAUUGAUGACACCAGCACAAACCCAGUUUCUGCAGUAAGCGCCAUUUGUGUUCUUUUUAAGAUUUUUGCCUCCCCCAACUUUGCACAAAAAUGCAGGUUUGGAUGUAUUAUUUGGAUGUAUUUUUUUCUAGUCAAUUAUUUGGGGUAUUUUGUUUGUAUGACUUCUUGUGUUUUAUUUGCUUGUGCAAAUGCAUCAGAGCGUGAGCGUUAAUGAGUAAGAUGAAUAUUGCCACCGCCUCCGAUUGACAAAUACCAAAACUUCUUCACUUUAACGAUGAAAAAGCUAAAGAAAUAUUUAUAUAUAUAUAUAGAGAGAGAUAGUGUAUAUUACAAUAUUUAAGGGAACAGGUAUGAAAAAUAAAGGCAAUAACCAACCAGGAGGGAUUCUCUAAUCAUUUCAACGUGACGGUAAAUGUCAAAUUAUGUUAGACCAUAAUAUGUCAUAUACAUUAAGAUCAUUUUCUUCAUGGAGUAUGGGAGCUGAAAAUGAAAUGUUUACUGUGUUGAUAUAAGACUGUGCUCCUGUGUAUUUAACCAAACCCCAGUGCUUCAAGCAGCUGUCGAUGAAUCCAAAAAAUUGGUUUGGGAUGAACAUUACUCAGUGUUGUGUUCUUCUAAUAGGAUUUUUUAACUUUAAAUCUUAUCAGCCCAAGCUAGUGGAAGAGAGCUCACCGUGUUUUAAGCUACAGUAACCCUUAUGCGGCUUUAAUUUAGUGUUUACAAACAUUUUGAUGUUUUAAGACUGUUAAGGGACGUGGCGACAAAGACGGGGCACACAUAGUCACACAACAUGAUGUACUCAAGUGAUAUUGAACACUGGGUGUUUUUGUUGAAGAAAACCAGUGGUGUGUGUGUGAUCUAAAUAUGUGAGGAAAUAUGGUUAUUGUGUUCCAAAAUAAAUUAUUUUCUCAAAAGAAAAAA
Sander lucioperca (pikeperch) is the source of this 5387-nucleotide messenger RNA. RefSeq names its product monoacylglycerol lipase ABHD2-like. The record is from RefSeq and is a predicted model, not a curated record. Gene Ontology annotation, cellular component: sperm flagellum; sperm plasma membrane. Bases 375 to 1670 code for a protein of 431 amino acids. The transcript has 13 exons. Gene Ontology annotation, biological process: acylglycerol catabolic process; steroid hormone receptor signaling pathway; medium-chain fatty acid catabolic process. NCBI's taxonomy places the organism in Eukaryota, Metazoa, Chordata, Actinopteri, Perciformes, Percidae. Gene Ontology annotation, molecular function: monoacylglycerol lipase activity; acetylesterase activity.